AAUGGAUAGCAUUUACUCAAAAUAUAUAAUCCCAAAUUAAUCAGAUAAGAAGUAGAAUUCAUCUCCACAUUCAUAAGUAGCAUUCAACAACAUUCAAGUGCAUAUUUUUAUUAAAAUUUCUAGUAAUUUUUAGAAGACUACAGUCCCUCCAAUCGCAAGCUAAGCUUUUCAGAAGACAGAAUUCAAGAACUAAAGAAUUCACAAUAACUUUAUAGUCAUAAUAAAUUAAGUCAAGAUUUCCAAAGUGAGUUUGUCAAUUCUCAAGUAAGAAUUAUUCAAUUAAUCCUAACAAUAGAUGAAAUAAACUUAAAUUAGUAUUGAUAUCAAUAAAAAAGGGUAAUAAGACUUUUAGUACAUUAAAGAUGAUUAACAAAUUUAAACUAACACUAUUAUUGAUUCACCAACUAAGAUGAUUACAGAUGAUUCACCUAAAAAAAAUAAAUUCAAAGCCUUUGGAAACUUACUAUUAAGUAUAAGAAGGUUAUAACAGAAUUUAGUUGAACGUAUUUCAAACAUAGUAUAUUAACUAGAUAAUUAUAUUAGGAUUAAUUAAAAGAAACAAUUAUUAAACCAUCCACUAAUACAAAUGUGUCAAAAAUACAUCCUGACCCUUCUUCGAGGGAUAGUGAAAAUGUCAAUGAAAUCUUAUCAAACUUGAAAUUAGUUGAUAGAUUCAUUUUUUAUUCUGAAUAAGGAUCAUAAAAAGAUAUUCAAAAUAUGAUUAAAUUAUUAUAAAUCUAUCCUAAAAAGUAAAUUAUUUUUUUAUUUAGACAUUUGUAUUGUCCAACAGAUCCAAAACAUAUACUUAAUUCUUUCAAUAAAUUUGGAUAGAACUCUUUGUACAUUUCUUGCAAAAAUGGAAAUCUUGCUGUUAUUAAAUUCUUAUUAGAUUAACAAGCCAAUCCUUCUAUAAAAAGCAGAGUUUACGAUAACUUUUAUGAAUCUCCAUUAGAAGUCUCAAUUAGAUGGAAUCAUUUUUAAUGUGUUUAAUUGUUACUUGAAAAAUCUAACUAUUCAAAUAAAGAGUUGAAAGCUGCCAUUUAAUAAACUACAAAUCCAUAAAUAAAAUAACUUAUUAAAUCAAAUCUUAAAUCAGAUACUUUUUGCUGUUUUUGA
Messenger RNA from Paramecium pentaurelia, 1116 nucleotides. Lineage: Eukaryota; Ciliophora; Oligohymenophorea; Peniculida; Parameciidae. The record is from the annotation of a GenBank genome assembly.